Penicillium verrucosum is the source of this 3948-nucleotide messenger RNA. RefSeq lists its product as uncharacterized. Gene Ontology annotation, biological process: mitotic G2 DNA damage checkpoint signaling; activation of protein kinase activity; mitotic DNA replication checkpoint signaling. Gene Ontology annotation, molecular function: anaphase-promoting complex binding. Lineage: Eukaryota; Fungi; Ascomycota; Eurotiomycetes; Eurotiales; Aspergillaceae. The record is from RefSeq and is a predicted model, not a curated record. The transcript is spliced from 2 exons. The coding region runs from base 1 to 3948 and encodes 1315 amino acids.
AUGUCUUCGCCAUCCACACCACGGUCGACGCGUUCCGCGUCGCCCACCGGCGAUUCGCCGAACAUUAUUACGCCCGGCCAGAAGAUCAAGGCCAUGAUGGCGGAAUUCGACAGCGAUUCGGAAGACGACACUCAAGUUGCCAAGUCAAUAAAUGCUGUCUCGAAGCUUGAUUUAGGGCGUACUUCGGUGCCGGCUGCUGAUACACGUGAGAAUGGCCCAUUGCACGACUCAGCAGACGAUUCAGACAGCGCAGAUGAGAUUUUCCGACCGAAAGGCCGUAUGGCUGCCCGUUUACAGGGUAAUUCUAGAUCGGCUGAACCCGAGAACGAUGAUUCAGCAUUUGCUCGCGUGUCAAAGGCAAUCCGAUUAGAAAAGAAACAGGACGAGACGCCUCAGCAGACAGAAGAACCACAACCCACACCCAUCGGCGAAUCUAGUGAUGAUGAUGACCUACCUGCGGCCGGUCCGAGGAGAAAGCAUAAGUCCACAACCAACUCGCCCAGGGCCGCCAACCGAAUGAGCCAAAGCCCUCCCCGUUCCAGACCCGACUCUCCUCUCUUCGUAUCCUCUCCAGGCCAACCGCAUGACGACCUAGACACCCAAAAUGAAGACACAGAAAAUGCCACUGAGAACAAGCCUAAAGGAAACGCCCGUUUCCUGUCUCUUGUCGCUCAAAAGCGCAAGGAACGCGAGGAGCGAGAGAAAGUCGAGGCCGAAAAGAAGAAGGCCAUCCGAAAAGUUCAGCUGGAGCAGUUUAGUUCGCAGGUCCUCUCAGGCGAGGAGAGCGGUGCUGAUGAUCCCCGUUCUGCGAGCAAGCUCUCCCAGAAGGCUCGUCAGCCCCGGAAAGCCAGCAAAAAGGCACUGGAUGAAAUGAGGCAGGAGACCCAGCGAAUGAGCCGUAACAUGCAACUAGCUCACCAGGCCAAGACAAAGAAGAAAAUUACCAAAGAAAGCCUGUUCGCCAAAUUCAACUUCAUGCAACCCGCUACCCCAGCCGAGCAGCUCGCGGCAAAUUCAUCGUCAGCAGUCGGAUCACAAAAUUCCUCUGACGGAGAACUACGGAACAAAACCAAAGAUACUCCACAUACUUCUCCAGUUCUUGGGCAUUUGGACGCCACCAAAUCCACUGCUGAUUCUGGGCAUGCCCAAGUUCAAGCAGCUGAAGUGGAUGCGGAUAUGGAUGCGGACACUGAAUAUUUACCUGCCCCGAAAGACCUCCUGGCGCCAAACCAGCAUCCUGCAUUGUCCAAGGGCACUGCAGUCCAGGAGGUCCCAAUUCCCGUACCUGAGCCCAACCCAGAGGGUGCUAAAUUGAAGAGAGUUUCUCGCCCACUGACACAACCACCUAUCCGCGUGCUGCUUUCCAGGCAAGAGGUUGCUGCGCACCAGAGAGAUUUGGACGAUUCAGAUAGCGAUCUUGAGGUGGUAACAUCCCCUGGCAAGUGCCGUCGCAUUGCAGCAUUCGAAAACCUGCCUACUAGGCAGAGGCAUGAAGACCCCUCUAUGACCAAGCUCAAGGCAUUGGCACAUCUGACAUCUCCUACCCGAAAAAUGGCAUCCAUGAACUCCGCAGAGCUCUCCGCAAGUCUAUUAUGGCGGGCUCGACAGCAAGCGGCCAAGGAGCGCCGGGAGCGCAUUGAAGAGCUCAGGGCCAAGGGAGUGGUCAUUGAAACAGCCGAGGAGCGUGUAGCGAUGGAGGAUGACAUGGAAAAUCUUGUGGACAAAGCACGCAAAGAGGCCGAUGAAAUCCGCCGACAGGAGAAUGCUGCUAGGAAGAAGGCCAACGGCGACGACGAAGACGAAGACGAUGACUACGAGCUUUCCGGUUCUGACCAGGAGGCUGAUGGCGAAGGAGACGAUGAAGAUGACCAGGAGGAAGAACAUGAGCGCGUCAAUGGUGGCGGGGAUCUCGUCGAACAGGAGGCAGAUGAAGACGACGAUUCCGCUGAUGAUGAGAGUGAGGUCGCUCCUUCAGAUGCAGAGAACGAGAUGCCUACCGCGAGACGGAAGCGACCAACUCGCGUGAUUAGCGACGACGAAGAUGAAGACCAACCACAACCACCUUCAACGCCUGUGAGAGCCCCGAGUUAUGUCCCACAGUCCGCCGAACGACCCAACUUCCUCGGGAUGGGAACAUCAGGCGAUAUGUCCUUAGGUCUUACUCAGGCAUUUGCCUCCACAUUGGAUGGCAAUGGUGCUGGCACUCAAGUGGAAUCUGCCACCAUGCCCUUCUCUCUUCCAGACCCUGGUCGGCCUGUUCCUCAACUUCGAAAGGAGGAAUCAGAGGUUCUUGUUCCAGACAGCCAGCCCCAGCCUCAGGAUAAAGACUUUAUGGAGGGUUAUGCACAGAGUGUGGCCCGAGUCUCAGAGUCGCCUGCGCCAUACGCCUUCUCGGAGUUUUCCCAAUCCCAGCUACCUGACCCAACCCAAGACGAGGGCUUUGUAUUCUCACCAUUCGAUCCAGCAAAAAGAUUCAGGGGUACCCCGCCUAUGUCUACCGUCGACACCGUCCUUGUGGGUCAAACUCAGUCGCCCAUUGCCGAUCGCAAGCGCAAAAUGUUGCGGCGCGGACGUGCAACUGAACUUUCUCAAUUGGACGAGAAUGAGAAUGAAGGUGACUUUGAAAUCGAUGCCAAUGCCUUCAAUGUCUUGAAGAAGGAUAAGGCUGUAAAGAAGGGUCCUGCUGCGCAAUACAACAAGAAAAACAGCAAGGCGAAAGACAUUGUCGAUGAGGCUGCCGAAGAAUCCGAGGAUGAAUACGCAGGCCUUGGAGGUCACAGUGACGAGAGCGACGGCGAAGAAAAUGCCAUUGAUCGCCAUAUGAUCAAUGACAACAGUGGCGAGGUGGUUGAUGAGAAGGAGCUUGCCGCACUCAAUGCGGUUCACGAUCGCAACCGUGACGAGAAAGAUGUCGCCAAGUUGAUGAAAGAUAUCACGACUGGAGCCCUCCGUCGUCGCAAGAAUGCGGAUGAUGACUUUGACCUCGACGACUCGGACGAUGAGCACCUAGCACGUCGUCGUGAGAAGCAACGCGAGUUCGCUAAGAUGCGCCGUGCUCUUUUGGCAGAUGAGAAAAUCGGCGAGAUUGCCGAGAACCCCAAGAAGGCCGCAUUCUUCAAGGCCGUUGAGGACCGUGAAGUUGAUGAUGACUUCAAUAUCGACUUCCUGAAUGAAGAAGAGGACGCCUCCCAAGGAGAAGCAUCUCAGGACCCCGCUUCAGGAGAACAUUCCAAUGAUGCGACGAGUGAUGGUCAGAACCGCAAACGCCCUCUCGAACCAUCAGCUGAAGAUGCAACCAACCGUCCGGCGGCUCGCCUCCGUCGCACCCCCGCCAGUGCAAUGUCCAAGAAACCAGCCACCAUAGCAGAGAUUCGUGAAACGUUGUCCUUCCUCACCGAAACCCCGGAAUACGACUCCUUCCAGGACGAUGCUUCUCUCGACGAUGCAGAACAUGAGCAAGAAGAUGAAGAUACUCCCGGUGGGGACGAAGGCGAUGAUGAUCAACCACAACCGGACACCACCUUCGCCAAACCCAGCCACCCACGCCGCACGCGCGGAGUUGUGGUUGACCGUCUUGCACUCCUCCGACAAGCAUCCUCCAAUUCCGCCACAGGCACCAACACUGGCUCUGCAAACUCCAAGCUUGCAUUCCACAGCGGCAGCGGCGGAGAGGGUCCCAUUGGCUUCCGCCCUCCCCAACUUCUGCGUCGCGUUACAACUGGCUCUUCCUCUUCCAGUAGCUCGAACGCCUCCAACCGUGUCUCCAAAGCCGCAGCUUCGGGUCCUAAGAAGGGCGGUGCCGUCAACUCCUAUACAGCUGCGCGUGAGCGUGAGCGUGAGAAGGAGCUCCGCAUCAAGCAACGCAGCGGGGGAUCUAACAUUGCCAAGUUGCUGGGUAAGCAUACUGGUGGUGGUUUGGGUGGCCUGGAUAAAGGCCAAUGGGACUGA